This is a messenger RNA of Pectinophora gossypiella (pink bollworm), 2923 nucleotides long. RefSeq lists its product as uncharacterized. Lineage: Eukaryota; Metazoa; Arthropoda; Insecta; Lepidoptera; Gelechiidae. The transcript is spliced from 2 exons. The record is from RefSeq and is a predicted model, not a curated record. The coding region runs from base 33 to 563 and encodes 176 amino acids.
UGCGCGUACGCAAACAGCGACUGACCGGCAGAAUGAGCGCACCGCACGCGCCGCGGGCUCUCUGCGCGAGCGCCAUCCUCUGCGUCCUGUUGGCACGGUCGACCGCAACCAUCCGCGCCGCCGCUUCAACCCCCGACGACACCCCACAACCCGCAAACCUGAAAAACGACAACCUCCCAACGAAAACACUCGAAUUAUUCGACGGUGUGACUGUGAAAAUCCCCCAUGAUGCCAACUCCACAGAAAAACUCAUCUCCUUCGAAAUCGAUACCAAGAAAGACAUCGAAACAGGUCGAGGCAAACAGAAGAAACUGAUGCAACGUAUUCUGCCGAUGUUCAUCAUGCCGUUCCUGAUCCAGUCAACCAUAGUGCCCUUCUUCCUGAGUAUGCUCAAGUUUAUGCUCUUCAAGUCCAUGAUGGUCGGGAAACUCGCACUCGCCCUUAUACUCUUCAAUGCCUUCAGAAACCACAACUCUGUCAAAGGACGGGACGCACAAAUGGCCGACGUCCACUACGGUUACCAUGACAACACCAUGGAACCAUACAGUGCUUAUUUUAAUUAAGUUUCUAAAAGUAGGUAUUACCAGGGCAGGGUUUCUCAACGUGGAUUUCACGGACCAUAUUAGUUUGCAAAUAUUUAUUUUUGUGACAGUACCUAUACUUUUUUCUAUACGAAGUUUUUAUCAAAAUAAUAUGUUUGCUAUUGUAUGGUAAAACAGGGGUAUGUGAUGCUAUAAGUUUGAGAAACUCUGCCUUGGUGUAAUCUAACUGCAGCAUUUAAUCAUUGUGGGUAAAGAGGCACGCAGUCGGGAUAUAACCUGCCUAUAAACAGGGCUGUUAGCCUUAGUAUGUCUUAUUUAAAUAGGCGUAUGAUAUUCCUGACUGUUUUCCUUCUGAAAGUCUGAGUAUUACUUAUAUUGUUAGCUGACUGUGCAAUCAGAAUAAGUAUUACAGUACAUUUUAAACACCUAUCAAAGAAAUUAAAUGUAAGUCAUCUCUUUUCUACGUCAUAGAUGUAAGUAAAUACUAAAGUACCAAUGUUCUUUCUUCUAAUGUAUUUAACAUAUACAGGGUGUUAGUGACAUCGUAACAGAAAACUUUCGGGCGGACGGAAAAUUUCACUUGAUAUUAAAUCAGAAUCAUGGUCUGAAUCAUCCCCCUCAGUAUCCGUUACGAUGUCACUAACACCCUGUAUUUAUAGCUAGAUAGUAACAGUAUAAUAUACUUAAUUACUUAUAACUAUUUAUAACAAUAAUGUAUAAACACGAAAGUAUAAUGAAAACAUGAAUAAUUGAAUAUAUUGAUUGUAGUUUUGUAAGAACCUAACAAAACAGGCAUUUAAAUAUUGCUAAACACUAUCAACAUGUUAAAGAACUAUUAUGAUCUUUUAUCUUCUGAAACAGAAAAUAAUACGCAGUAACACGUUGAAAAUAAACAAAGUAGUGAAAGGCGCCAAACAGUGUAAUUACUGUACUAUUAUAUAAACGCAGAUUAAAGCGGUGCGAGUCACAUUCACGUCAUGAAUUAUUACUUAUACGAGUAUAAGUACUUAUCUAUUAGCAAUACUCGUUUAUCCGCACUGUCUCUUUGACUAAAAAUAACUUGUUAAAGCAAGAAGAUAAAAUGUUAUAGCUAAAAGGGUAGUUCUCAAAUUAUGUUCUUACUUUUGUAUAAUUACUUAAUUUGACCGAAUUAUGGGUGGUAUUAAUAAACUAAUCUCAACUUUCACAUUGCCCUCAAGAUCGCGUCAAUGUGACAGUUCUUAUAUAAAAACAAGGCCUUGAGCGUGUCUUUGAGACUCUCUCAUCUGAGAUUAGUAUAUUUAUUUUAUUCUUAUUCUUAAUACCAACCUACAUGUCAAAUAUGCAAACUGAAAUUACCUCAAGAUCCUGAAACUUGCGCAAACAAUGGCCUCUUCAGACGCCUCAUUAUUUCUAUUAAUUUACAAAAUGAUCAAUUAUCCCUUUUAGUAACGAUAGAAUGAUUAAAGAUUAAAAUUAAACCAAUUAUAGCAACAUCCGUUAAGGAUUGAUAAUGGGGUAACGAAUAUUAGCGGCUUUUUGAUGAGGGUUAAGUAUGAACAUAUUUCGCACAUGAAAUGGAAUUUUCCAAAAACUUAUGCAUCAGGUACGUGUCAGAGUUUUCAGUGAAUAAAACAAAAUAUUUUUUUACCUGUGCUCUGCACAGCUAUGACUCUGACACAAACCUAUGUCCUCAGCCAAACGUGUUUUUAAGCAUCUUUGGCAAGUAUAGUUAUCAUUUCCUUUCCGUUUGUCUGGCCAAAAUAAGCCGCCCGAAAGAAGUGAACAAUAAUAAAAUGUUGUUUGUUAAAUCGCUUUAAAAAUGUGUCGCAACCGCAAUUUUUUGUUACUUUUGGGUAAUGUCGCGAUACCGAUACGGUUCGACGACGCGCGGUGGGCGCAAGAGUGUCGCUUUCAAAAGUCUGUUUUCUUUACGACCAAAUAAGCUUAUUUAUACGGUUGUGUGUUUCAUUAUAUUACUGCUGCCCGGGUCAAAUAUACCAUUGAGUUGAAUAACUAUUUAUGCAAUGCUAACUAAGUAUACGUUUCAUUGAAAUAACUUAAUUUGUCAAUAAAAAUAGUAAGAUAAUUUAUAUUUAUCAGUGGAGCAGUGUGGUGGAGUAUGCUCCAUACCCCCUCCGGUUGAUUGAGGGGAGGCUCAUCCCCAGCAGUGUGACAUAAAUAUGCUGUUUAUCUAUACGUUACGCUAUGUACUUAAUUGAUAUUUAUAAAACUUGUAGUGAAUAAGUGACAACAUUAUUUAUUCUUAGAAAAGAAGUGAGCUUGAUGUAAUUUAUUUUAUUUAUUAAAGUAAGAAUUGAUGUGUGCUUGCGUUUGUGUAAAUAUGUAAUGGGUAUUAAGCCAUUUUUGUUUUUGAAAUAAAAUUGAGUCUUCAACAGGAA